Molecule: messenger RNA, 921 nt
Organism: Drosophila kikkawai
Lineage: Eukaryota; Metazoa; Arthropoda; Insecta; Diptera; Drosophilidae
Product: probable methylthioribulose-1-phosphate dehydratase
Cellular component (GO): cytoplasm
Molecular function (GO): methylthioribulose 1-phosphate dehydratase activity; metal ion binding
Source: RefSeq, a predicted model, not a curated record
GUUGGCUAUCGACUAUCGCGUGCGGCAUUGUUUACAUCCGCAAUUUAACCCGUGAAUCGGAUUCUCUUUAUCUUCUCCCUUAUCAGUGGCUGAUCACUAAGGCGGAACUUACAACAGCGUUGCCAGCGAUGUCCCUCUCGAUUUUCAAAGACCUGCCGGCGGAGCAUCCGCGCCACCUGAUACCCUCGCUCUGCAGGCAGUUCUACCAUUUGGGAUGGGUCACCGGCACCGGCGGCGGGAUGAGCAUCAAAUUCAACGAUGAGAUCUACAUAGCGCCGUCGGGCGUGCAGAAAGAGCGCAUGCAGCCGGAGGAUCUGUUCGUGCAGGAUAUAACCGGCAAGGAUAUUCAACUGCCGCCAACGAUCAAGGGCCUGAAAAAGAGCCAAUGCACACCGCUGUUUAUGCUGGCAUACCAGCACCGCAACGCCGGCGCCGUCAUCCAUACGCAUUCUCAGCACGCCGUAAUGGCCACGCUCCUUUGGCCCGGCAAAACCUUCCGCUGCACACACUUGGAGAUGAUCAAGGGCGUUUACGAUGAGGCGGACAAGCGGUAUUUGCGCUACGACGAGCAACUGGUCGUCCCCAUUAUCGAGAACACGCCCUUUGAGCGUGACCUGGCUGAUAGCAUGUAUGCCGCCAUGAUGGAGUAUCCGGGCUGCAGUGCCAUCUUGGUCCGACGCCAUGGCGUUUAUGUUUGGGGAGAGACCUGGGAGAAGGCCAAGACCAUGUCAGAGUGCUAUGACUAUCUGUUUUCCAUUGCCGUGGAAAUGAAAAAGGCCGGAAUCGAUCCGGAGAAGUUCGAGAGCUCGUAAGGAGUUAGCCAUUGCAAUUUGAAAAUCAAUAAAAAGCCCAACAGCUUAAUAAACCUUCCGAUUGAACGGAAAAACAGAUUACGCUCAAUAAAAAAAACCUUAUAACAGA